Molecule: messenger RNA, 825 nt
Organism: Trichophyton verrucosum HKI 0517
Lineage: Eukaryota; Fungi; Ascomycota; Eurotiomycetes; Onygenales; Arthrodermataceae
Exons: 3
Coding region: 1-825 (274 amino acids)
Biological process (GO): formation of cytoplasmic translation initiation complex; formation of translation preinitiation complex; translational initiation
Cellular component (GO): eukaryotic translation initiation factor 2 complex
Molecular function (GO): mRNA binding; translation initiation factor binding; translation initiation factor activity
Source: RefSeq, a predicted model, not a curated record
AUGGCUGAUACUGAGAUUACUCUUCCAGAACGGAAACAUCGAAAAUCAGUUGCCUUCAGUGAGGGUGCAACCGUCAUGGAUGCAAACGGUACCAUUUCCGAGGCCAAUCAUGCUGAGGACAAAACCACUGCUGAGAAGCACACCGCUGUGUCGCCUGACCAGGAAGCUAACGAGAUGACCGAUAUGUUCAAGGGCUUAACGAAGAAGAAGUCAAAAAAGUCCAAGGAUACAGAGGCCACAGCGGACGGCGAAGAUGGCGGUGCGGCGGAUGCUGAAUUCGAUCCUUCUACCAUAAAGAAGAAAAAAAAGAAGUCAUCAAAGAAAACCACCGAGGGUGACUUCGAGGCCAAGCUCGCUCAGGCUGGCCUAGCAGAGGAGGCUGCAUCGGAAGAGACACAGUCACCAGAACAGAUUAUCGAGGCUCUUGAGAGCGGAACUGGAAUUUGGGCGCACGAUGCUACCCAACCUAUCAAUUAUUCGCUACUAGUGACUCGUUUCUUCAAUCUUAUCCAUAGCCAUCACCCUGACCUUCUCGCUAGCGGCUCGAAAUCGUACAAGAUCCCGCCACCACAAUGUCUGCGUGAAGGAAACCGACGAACCAUUUUUGCCAACAUUCCCGACAUCUGCAAGAGGAUGAAGCGAUCUGACGAUCACGUCAUGCAGUUUUUGUUUGCAGAAUUGGGUACAAGCGGUAGUGUUGACGGCAGUAGACGCUUGGUGAUAAAGGGUCGGUUUCAACAGAAACAAAUUGAGAACGUGCUCAGAAGAUAUAUUGGUACGCAGUGGUUUUUGAAACUCAUUGACUGGUCUCUGAAACGUCACUAA